Xyrauchen texanus (razorback sucker) is the source of this 2773-nucleotide messenger RNA. RefSeq names its product frizzled-7-A-like. Gene Ontology annotation, molecular function: Wnt receptor activity; Wnt-protein binding. Gene Ontology annotation, biological process: canonical Wnt signaling pathway; non-canonical Wnt signaling pathway. The transcript has a single exon. NCBI's taxonomy places the organism in Eukaryota, Metazoa, Chordata, Actinopteri, Cypriniformes, Catostomidae. Bases 458 to 2119 code for a protein of 553 amino acids. Gene Ontology annotation, cellular component: plasma membrane. The record is from RefSeq and is a predicted model, not a curated record.
UUGCGCUUAAAGCUUCCAGUCAGUGAGAAGUUGAAGUAGCGCGUCUAUUCAGCAGACAGGAGAUAUCCGACAGAUACGUCUCUAAAUUCAUUAGAUAUACACACUUACACUCGGGAUUUUGUGAACACCGGAGCCGGACGGAAAACUUUAACGGUGAACAGAUUCUCUCGCGAACCCUGAAGGGAAAAAACACGAGCUCCAUUUGGAUUUAGUUUGGAUGUAUUUGUGGCUCUGCGGUCUCUUUUUUUCCGUUAACUUUUGACUUUUCCAUGGACAUUUCGUCACGAGUUUUCUUCCGAAAUCGGCUCAUUUGCCUAACAUGAUUGCUUUCGGACCACGAGUGUCGUGGUGUUGACGAAAAGGCAACGGCAGCAUUUUCACAAAUAAACUUUUCUAGCGCUGAAGUCGCACCUUUUAUUUUUCUUUUCUUAUCGAGUAUUUGUCGGCUUUCCUCAAAAUGCAUAACUUUUGUGGGAUUACAAAAUAUUUUAUCGUGUUUUUUUGCCUGGCCUUGCAGCCGUCCUGCGGCCAGUAUCACGGAGAGAAGGGCAUUUCCAUUCCCGAGCACGGCUUCUGCCAGCCCAUAUCGAUCCCUCUGUGUACGGACAUUGCUUACAAUCAAACCAUUAUGCCGAACCUUUUGGGUCACACCAACCAGGAGGACGCCGGACUGGAAGUGCACCAGUUCUACCCUCUCGUCAAAGUCCAGUGCUCGAUGGACCUGAAGUUCUUCCUCUGCUCCAUGUACGCGCCGGUGUGCACGGUGCUCGAGCAAGCCAUUCCGCCGUGUCGGUCCCUGUGUGAGCGGGCGAGACAGGGCUGCGAGGCCCUCAUGAACAAGUUCGGCUUCCAGUGGCCCGAGAGACUCCGCUGCGAGAAUUUCCCCGUUCACGGCGCUGGAGAGAUCUGCGUGGGCCAGAACACGUCGGACUCUGGAAGCCCGACAUCUGACCCGACGCCCUACGUACCCGAACUGAUCACGUUAGGGCCAAACGUGGUCAGACCCAGCCAGCAAUUCACAUGCCCACUGCAGCUGAAAGUGCCCACUUAUCUCAAGUACCACUUCAUGGGCGAAAAAGACUGUGGUGCGCCAUGCGAGCUCACUAAACCCAACGGAUUGAUGUAUUUCCGAGAGGAGGAGGUCAAAUUCGGCCGGCUUUGGGUGGGCAUUUGGUCCAUUUUGUGUUGUGUUAGUACCCUUUUCACUGUGCUCACAUACUUGGUGGACAUGAGGCGGUUUCGCUACCCAGAGAGGCCCAUCAUCUUCCUCUCGGGCUGCUAUUUCAUGGUGGCCGUCGCCUACACGGCAGGAUUUUUCUUUGAAGACAAAGUAGUUUGCAUUGACAAGUUUAAUGAUGAUGGCUACAAGACUGUGGCCCAGGGCACGAAGAAAGAGGGAUGCACUAUUCUCUUCAUGAUCCUCUAUUUCUUCGGCAUGGCAAGCUCAAUUUGGUGGGUCAUUCUGUCCCUCACAUGGUUCCUCUCUGCGGGAAUGAAGUGGGGUCACGAAGCUAUCGAGGCCAACUCUCAGUACUUCCACCUCGCUGCUUGGGCUGUGCCAGCAGUUAAGACCAUUACCAUUCUCGCCAUGGGACAAGUGGACGGUGACCUCCUCACCGGUGUAUGCUACGUUGGCAUCUACAACGUGGACUCCCUGCGCGGGUUCGUUCUAGCGCCCCUCUUCGUCUACCUCUUCAUCGGCACCUCUUUUCUCCUGGCCGGGUUCGUGUCACUUUUCCGCAUCAGAACCAUCAUGAAGCACGACGGCACCAAGACGGAGAAGCUGGAGAAGCUGAUGGUGCGCAUCGGCGUGUUUAGCGUGCUCUACACGGUACCGGCGACGAUUGUAAUCGCCUGUUAUUUCUACGAGCAGGCUUUCCGAGAGCAGUGGGAGAAAACCUGGCACAUGCAAACGUGUAAGCGCUUUGCUGUCCCUUGCCCUGUCAAUAACUUUGCCCCCAUGUCUCCGGACUUCACCGUCUUCAUGAUAAAGUAUCUGAUGACCAUGAUCGUGGGAAUCACCUCUGGAUUUUGGAUAUGGUCAGGGAAGACCCUGCAGUCUUGGCGCAGGUUUUAUAAAAGGCUCAGUAAUAGUAAUCAAGGGGAGACAACGGUAUGAAAAAUUAGACACGAUCGACCAUGUCGUCCAGAUAUACUUUGUGUACAACUUUAGUGCGAGAUGAACUUUUACAUGUCGACUGAACUCUAUGGACAAACAGUGCGCCUAAAAGUGUUUCCACAGUGAAGACGGACCACCGGGCCACAUCAUAAACAAUGUUAUCUGUCAGAGUCUGUUUGCACCAUCGGUUUUGCUCAUAUGUAUAUGGGAAAAAAAGACAUUUGACUAUAUUUUUUGUGUAACAAAAUGUAAUUUGCAGAUGUGAUGUCUGUAGACGUAUACAUUUAAUGCAGUGCUUAAUGCUCUGGCACAUUUUGCAUCAUGUUCACGGUUCUGUAUCCAUGAGAUUUGGACGUAAUUUGCCUUAUAUAUGUACCAUCCCAUGUUUUAACUCUAGGGACUUGUAUGACUUUCCCAGCCCUCCGUUGACAAUCAUGCAUACGUCUUUGGCAUAAAUGGACCUUGAAAUUGAUGGAUUGGGAUCGUUUUAUGCAUGUGUACAGCUGUGAAUUAAUGUGCAAGCUCCCUUUAAAUGACGUAACGUGUAAAUAAUCACCUUUUUUCAAAGAGUAUAUGUAUUUAUGAAAAUAACCUUGCUGUUUUUAAAAUGAUUUUUAACAUUUCGUAAGAGACCUUUGUAUCUGUACAGUUUUG